AUGUCCACUGAAGAAGACUAUUUCAACCAGACCGAUGCCUAUCCAUCUUUUGAAACUACUGAUCCUAAUUAUGAUUAUGUCGAUGACAUAAAUGGACAUUUCUGUCCGUACGGGGAGUUAAAUAUCUUGAUCUCAGUCCUCUACUAUGUGAUCUUCAUUGUUGGAUCGUUGGGAAAUGUAAUUGUCAUUUUGAUCAUGUCCUUCAAAGAGAAGAGGCGGUGGAGAUUGGUGGACACUUACGUGAUCAACUUGGCCAUUGCAGACCUGAUAUUCAUCUUCAGUUUGCCCCUAUGGGGGGCCUCAGCUGCCCACUGUCACCAGUGGAGCUUUGGAAAUGAGCUCUGCAAACUUAGCAGCUACAUCAUUGCCGUCAACAAGUACUCCAACAUAUUUUUCCUCACCUGCAUGAGUAUAGACCGGUACCUGACCAUCGUUAAACAGUUGGACUUCAAACACGUCAGGACUCAGAACUACUCCAUGAAAAUCAGUGUUGUGGUCUGGGUCAUGUCCAUGCUGCUCGCCAUUCCUUCCGCCUACUUCAGACAACUUCAUCAACUCAACGCAACCUACUGCAAAGAGGACUCGACUUCUCAUUUCUACCGAGGGUUCAGCCUGAUCGUUAUCUGCCUGACCUUCGUACUGCCUAUUGUUGUCAUCCUGUUUUGUUACUGCUCCAUACUCGUCAGACUAAGGGACCAUUAUGUUCACAGCAAGAAGCUUCUCCAGAGAAGAGAGAACUCCUGGAAAAUCAUCCUUGCCAUCGUGUCUGGGUUUGUCCUGUCCUGGUUGCCCUUUAAUAUUUUCAAGGCUAUCGAUCUGUGUUUGCAGUUCAAGGAGGUAGACCCGCCUUGGCGGGUUGUUGUCACACGUGGCUUGGCCGUCGCUUGUUGCUUGGCCUUCAUUAACAGCUGCAUGAACCCAAUCAUUUACGCUUUUCUUGACCGGAAUUUCAGGUUGAGAACCAGCCGCCUGUCUACUUGUGUCUUUGGCAGCUUCAGGAAGAGAAGUAACAGUUUUGGCUCCCUGUCAAUACCCACAGAAAGCAGCACCUUUCCAGAAAGUCCAAAGCCUAACCCUUACUGCAUCAACUGA
Molecule: messenger RNA, 1092 nt
Organism: Amblyraja radiata (thorny skate)
Lineage: Eukaryota; Metazoa; Chordata; Chondrichthyes; Rajiformes; Rajidae
Product: probable G-protein coupled receptor 25
Exons: 1
Coding region: 1-1092 (363 amino acids)
Biological process (GO): cell chemotaxis; G protein-coupled receptor signaling pathway; calcium-mediated signaling
Cellular component (GO): membrane; external side of plasma membrane
Molecular function (GO): C-C chemokine binding; C-C chemokine receptor activity
Source: RefSeq, a predicted model, not a curated record